UCCGGAGGGCUGUUUGACUUGUUCGGUCCUUGGUCACUUAGCCUGAACAUUUAUCGCAGCAACUGCAAUGUCCAAGGCACAACCAAAGAAAAAGGAGUCUUCUUUCAGUAAAGUCUCUUUAACGGACCGACAGACGGAAGCAGCGUCCCUGGUAGCCACUUCCUCUGAGAGCCUAGGAAGUGCAUGGAGAUGCAAAUUCCCCAUUUGGCCCGAGUGGAAUGAGGCAGAAGUCAACAAGGAGAAAUGGGACUCGAGUAAAGGAGCUGAAGAUGGAAAGACGAAGAGUCCCAAUGCUCCAUUUUUUGAAGAUCCUGAGGGAAAAAUUUCCCUGCCUCCAUCUUUGAAAGUGCACUGCUGGAAGCGUCCUACAGAGUUUAUUAUCAACAAGGGUCUCACCGUUGUUGAAAAUCAAAUGACCUUUGACCUAAUCUCCCCCAAUGAUCAUCUGAUUUGCAGUGAGCUGAUGAGGUGGAUCAUCAGUGAGAUCUAUAUUGUUUGGACGCUGCAUAACUGCACAGCUACAAAACAAGAUGUCUGGAGACCUUGGGAGCACAUCUACUCUCUGUGUAAGGUGGUGAAAGGCCAUGUGCCUCUCUACAACAACUAUGGGAAAUACAUUGUCAGACUCUACUGGAUGGGUUGUUGGAGGAAGAUAACAGUAGAUGAUUCCAUGCCAUUUGAUGAAGAAAACAACCUGCUUCUCCCUGCCUCAACCUGUCAUUCAGAGCUGUGGCCAAUGCUUUUGGCUAAGGCUCUCAUUAAAGUGGCCAACAAAAAUGUAGUGUCAGAGGUCUGCAGGGAGAUGGGUGAGUUAACCUUCAUCCACACCCUCACCGGCUGGAUCCCACAAAUCAGUCCUAUAAAGUCUUUAUACCUGGGAAAAACCUGGGAUUUCUUACAAGACACCAUUCCCGUAUUUACACACCCAGAUGAGACUUUGCCUGAGACGAAGCCUCAGAGUGCCGAUCCAGCUGCAGGGAGAGAUUCCAGCUGUAAUAACAGCAAGAGUCCGCUGCCAGAGCAGGAGAAAAGUAAAGGUAACCCCAUGGUAGUGGUGUGUGCCAGCUACUACCCUUUACAGCCACAUAACAAUUCCGUUGGGUUUGGACAAAUGGCUAAUUCCUCAGAGUUUCUUCGUCGGUACGGUCUCUCCUUGCUGUACAGCCACAUUGUCCUGUUGACCAGAACCCGGGCAUGCCAGCUGGAGGCACCACCCAAACCUCCUCCUGUGCCCCGAUGGAAACUCAUCCGCCCACGCAAGGAGAUCAUGGUCAACGAUGAACCACCGAAGCCACCUUUGUCAAAACCCGAGCAGUUCAUUGAGGUUGCCAGCCCUUUUCUGUCCUACCGUGUCAAGAGCAGCGUUGGCCCGGUCCCGGAUCUAGAGGCCAAGCAGAGCGCUCAGAGGAAGCGUUCCUAUGGAUCCCCUCUGGUGUCCAUUGCAGAGAGAGAGGAGACUGAAUGCCGAAAAGGCCUUGAGCCUGAUGCAGCUGAACGCACCACUAGCUCAGCAAACAACAGAACAGACAAAACAGAGGUUACUGCAGAGGACAGGAAGAAGGACAAUGAUGACAUCUCCAAUGAUCGGCCCAAAACUGCAAUGAAAGUGCAUGUAACUGAGGAGCCCAUAAUCCCUGUCAAACACAUCCUGCAGGAGACCUGGGUGGAGCUGGAUGACUUUGCUAAAUGCUUUCAGACUCUCUUGGUGUUCCAUAAACCACAGAUCUACCCACAUCAUAUCCAGAAAUCUCAUUUAAAGAGCACCGUCUUGUCCAAAACUGCAACAGGCACCAACUGUACUGGAUCAUCUACACACUCUCUUACUGGAUCCUUCCCUAUGACAUAUGCUGUAGCAAGCCCUGAAUGUCAAGAGGUGAGAGGCACGCACUACCUGUGUGUGGACACCAUACAACCUUCUCAGAUCCUCAUCAGCUUCUCUGCUCUGCUUCUCUGGGGGGAUACAGCUGAGGAGAAAAAGGAAAUGUCAGCAGGAUGUGGAUCUGCAGUGCUCAUCGCCCAGUCAUACUCCUGGAUAAGUCUACAGUCUCAGCUGCCAGUUCUCACCAUCAAGACCAGCUCCUCUAAGGCAGCCAUGCUUAACUUACCCCCAGGACGCCAUGUGUUGUCCUUCCACGCAAAGGCGGCACUGGGCUACCACAUUCACCUGUGCAGCACGACACCUUUCAUCUUCGGGGAUGAAGAAACUGUCAUGCCGCAUCUGACCAAGGAAAGUGCUCGUUUCACUGAGCAGGCCUCGUCUAUCUUUAGGGCCCUGUCCAGAGUGGUGUCUUCCUUUAGCGAUGAGCAGGACCAGCCAGCAGCCAGGAGAAUGCUAGAAAAGGCGUACUGCCCCCAAAACACCAACACCUCCCUGGGAAAACAUCACAAGGUGUUUAACAGUGCAGUUGACCACAUGCUGCGUGAGGCGCUGGGCAGGAAGCUGACCGCAGAGGAGCGGUUUGCUCUACUGGCCCUCACGGGUGACCCUUCGCUCCUGGCCACUGACCACAAAGAAUACUUCCCUACAUUGAAUGCAGAGUCAAAGCACCCAGAAAGCUGCAGAGACAGGGAGCCAACAGACAGGGAGGUCAAGGCAGUCACCACUCUGCAGGCUGGAUUCAAAGGGCACUUGGUGCGAGAGAUCUUUAAUGCCUCAAAACCAGGUACAAAGGAGAACCUCACUGCAUCUAAGACCCUUUCAGAUAUGUGGCCAGAGGUUGAAUCAGAUGCAGAAAAAAAUGCUGCCUUCUUGUUACGGUAUAUCAUUGACCACUCGGAGAGGAAAGCAAAGCUCUAUCCCUGUCAGCAGGAUGAAUGGACUAGAAUCACCUUCGCUGAUUACUCUGUCCCUCUUCAAGACACAGCCAACUCCUGGGUCUUGGUGUUUAGAGAGGUGUUCCUGGUUCCUAAAGAGAUGCUGCUGUUACCAAAGGUCUACUCCCCAAUCCCUAAUUGUCUGCUGCACAUCAUAAAUAAUGACACAGGAGAGGAGCUGGACAUGGUCCUCAACAAAGUAGCGACCCAUGUCUAUAAACCCAACAAGCUUGGGUAUACCUUUGUAGCAGAGGCUGUCACACCUGAGUCACCCCCUGUUGGUGCCAAGUGGAGGAUGCGCUUGAUUGGCUCAAGGGAACUCCUUCCAAAACUGUCCUGUGAGACUCCACUCAACACAUUCUCAGUGAGGGAAUUCCGGGAUUAUUAUAUUCCCAAUGACAAAAACAUCAUAUGUCGUUACCAUGUGCAGGUGACAGCAGACGUCCUAGGAACAAUUCAGUUUCAGACUUGCAAGCCAGAUGUUUUGAUCCAUCUGUCCAUUCUGGAUCAGGAGAAGGAGGUGGCCAGCAACAGGGGGAAGGGCCAGGUGGUAAUUCCUGUGUUCAACUUCCUGGCAAACAAGGCCUCCAGUCACACUGAUGAGAAUAAGCAGAAACAGAAGGGAUCCCCCACCCAGGACAAGGGAGUCAAGGUGGUAGACACUUCACAGCAAAGAGAUGGGGAGAACGGCACAGCUGGGAAAUCAGACUCCUUGUCGGACCAGUCACAGCCUCCCACAAAGACUAUGGGUCAUAAGUAUGUGGUGCAGGCAGAGGUGCUUUAUAAGAGCUGGGAUUUGGAUGAAUCUCAGCUGGCUUUUGUCCAUAUGCUCAGAGACUUGGAGAAGAAUGAAAUGAGAGUACACAAGCUUGAGGACUUGAAGUGCUCAUCCACCGCUGACACACCGAGCCGUGAUGGACACAAAUCAGACACACCCAAAGCCAACCGCAAAGGCGAAGGUGACAAGGAGAAAGGGAAGCCAGCUGCCAUCUCCAAGUCUGGCUCCAGGCAGGAGACGAGCCUUGACUUGACUAAGCCGAACUGGAUGCUGCGUGUGGUCAGCGACAAGAGCAAAACAGAGAGCAUCAAGGUGACGAAGGACACGGAGAGAAUGGACUGGAUUAAAGCCGUUAAAAAAGCCUGGGAAAUGGCUGAAUCAGGCCGCUGGGCCAAGGCUUUACAGUCUCGUCUCAAGUUUCUUAAACAACUCCAACAUCAAGAAAGUGAUGAAACUACUACAGGUGAUGCAGAAAGCAGAGAACAUGCUGCUUCCAGAUCUGCCACCUCUCCCAGUCCAUCUGAUCAAAAGCUGACCGAUACCUCAUGCUCCUGUCCUCCCAUGGACUACACUCCCUUCAUCAGACGCCAAAAGGAUUUUCCAGUGCUGAUGGACUCACAGAUAGAGGAGAUCCAGCAGAGGGAGCGCUUAGAGAAGAUCCAGACUUACCGAUUGGUCCGAGACAAUGUGCUGGAGCACCAGAAACAGCAGGAGCUCAACAGGAAGGAGCUAAUGAGACGCCAGUUGGAGAUGUAUGAGAACAUGCAGGCAGCCUUGUGGCAGCGCUGUAAGAAAUUUCUUGAUGCUUGUGAGGCAUUUAGUAGCCGUCAGAUGGCGUCCGUGAAAAAGGAACAAGAAGAGAAGCAAGCUCUGGAGGAGGCCCAGCAGGCAUUUCUAGAAAAAACAACCCCCACCGCUUCUGCCACCCAGCAGCCCAAGAAACUUGCCAAGAGUGCUGGCAAGAAGAAAUGAUGGUCAUUGGCACUAACUUCCAGUCUCAAUUUCCUCAGCAGACACCUCUCGACAAGUCUGUUUGAGAACUGUAGAAUCACAACAUCCUAGCCUGUCCUUGAUGAUGUAAUACCCGACCUAAAGAUUGUUGCUGCACUUGAUUCAGUGCUAUUGUCUUAUGCUUAAUGACUCUUUAAAGUUUUAAAAGUUCAUUUGUUAAUGUUUUCUAGGUUUUUUUACCAGAUGUUUAUACUGUAGUCUGUGCCAUAUGAUAUCAAAUUCUUUUAGCACACGUUUGUAUCUUUCAUGUAUAACUGGUAUAACCUGUAUAACCUGUAUUUAUAACCUGUAUGUAUCAAAUAUAAUACAUUUUUAAAUGA
Molecule: messenger RNA, 4923 nt
Organism: Morone saxatilis (striped sea-bass)
Lineage: Eukaryota; Metazoa; Chordata; Actinopteri; Moronidae
Gene: adgb
Product: androglobin
Exons: 35
Coding region: 68-4564 (1498 amino acids)
Biological process (GO): proteolysis
Molecular function (GO): calcium-dependent cysteine-type endopeptidase activity; protein binding
Source: RefSeq, a predicted model, not a curated record